GCACCGUGACGUCGAUCAGUGCGGACUCUGGGCGACAUGUGCUGCCCCAACCAACAGUCCAAGAGCUUCACACCAUAUCUCGUGAGAACAGAUAUGGCCAAUAGCCACUACUUGCCAAAUUCGUCAAUUCUGUAUGCCAUGGCUUGACACCAUAGUCUCAUGGCCAACGUCAAGAGCAACACCGACGGCCUAUCGCCGUACUCAACAGACGCGUAUGACUUCACGAAGCUCCCGGAUUUCGACAAUGACUUCGUUGUGGAAGAAGAGCUGACCGAAUUCGCGAGGGCUCUUGCUGUUCCAGAACAGUCGCCCUCUCACGAUGAUCUCACCAGCCCCAUUGCGUCUACAAAAUCCAGACCUCGGUUCAUUACGGCCUUGAACGACUGGAGACCCAUUCAUCAACGCGUACGAAAACGAAAAAGGAAAGCUCCCCGGCGUGGCAAAGACGAGACAAGAGAAGGCUUUGUAUAUACGCUUCUGAAGUGGCCCCUUUUGCUCACAGUGUUCGGCUGGCUCGGAUUUUUGGGGGUAUCAUACCUCCUCACUCGAGUCUACAUUUUCCUCUACGAGCACUGGAUCACCUGGAGAGGCCAGAGAGAGAUAUUGCGAAGAAGCCUCAGAAGUAAGCAGGCAUAUGAGGAAUGGGUAGCGGCCGCAAAAGAGCUGGACACCCAUCUUGGGAACGACGAGUGGAAAAAAACAGACGACUAUGCAUACUACGACAGUAAAACUAUUCGUCGGGUUGUGAACCACAUGAGCAAGUUUCGGGAGCGGGCUGAAAUGGACGAGAUAGGAUUUACAGGUCUGUCUGAUGACAAGAUGAAGGAGGUUCGUGCUGUAGACGAGCUUCGAGGCUUGGUAGAGGCAUCAGUCAAACACAAUUUUGUUGGGUUCGAGAACGCUCGACUAUAUAGCGAAAGCUACUACGGCACGAAAGACCUUGUUCAGCGUUUCAUUGACGAGGUGACUCAGUCGCUACAUUUCCUGCAAAGGACAAAUCAGCUGGACCCCGAAAGUAAGCACGCGCUGUUCAAACAUAUCCAUCACAACUUUGGGCGGACUGCGCUCUGCUUAUCUGGCGGAGCUACCUUCGCAUACUACCACUUUGGGGUUGCGAAAGCUCUCCUCGACGCAGAGCUUCUACCGGAGGUCAUUACAGGAACAUCUGGCGGUGCUCUGGUUGCAGCUCUCCUCACUACACGAACUGAUACGGAGUUGAAGAAGCUACUGGUUCCAGCUCUAGCAUAUCGCAUUACAGCAUGUCAGGACGCAACGUGGACGUGGAUGAGACGCUGGUGGAAGACAGGAGCGCGCUUCGACAGCAUUGACUGGGCUGCAAGAUGCCAAUGGUUCUGUCGAGGUUCAAUGACAUUCCGCGAGGCAUACGAACGCACCGGGCGGAUUCUCAACGUCUCCUGCGUUCCAUCUGAUCCUCACUCGCCGGCAAUCCUAGCAAAUUACAUGACUGCACCUGACUGUGUUGUCUGGUCCGCUGUUCUGGCUUCUGCUGCUGUCCCUGGGAUCCUGAACCCGGUCGUCCUUAUGAAAAAAACCAAAAGCGGCAAACUGGAGCCGUACUCUUUUGGACACAAGUGGAAGGACGGGUCACUCCGUACUGACAUUCCCUUAAAGUCACUGAAUCUGCAUUUUAAUGUGCGGUUCAGUAUUGUCUCGCAGGUAAACCCACACAUUAAUCUCUUUUUUUUCUCAUCCCGCGGAACGGUCGGUCGACCCGUCACUCACCGUAGAGGUCGCGGAUGGCGCGGCGGCUUUCUUGGCAGUGCCACGGAACAAUACAUCAAACUUGACCUUACGAAGUGGCUAAAGGUUUUGCGGCAUCUGGAGCUUCUCCCACGGCCUUUAGGACAGGACUGGAGUGAAAUAUGGCUCCAACGCUUUAGUGGGACCAUUACCAUCUGGCCGAAGUCCAUUCCCUCUGACUUCUACAACAUCCUUACAGACCCUACACCAGCUCGACUUGCACGAAUGAUCCAUGUUGGGCAACAGUCCGCGUUCCCCAAGCUUAAGUUUAUUGGUAAUCGUACGAAGUUAGAGCGCGCGAUCGAGGAAGGAAGACGAGCAUCAAGGGUCCGCGACCAGGAUGGCAUGAACACAGUAUUGUCUGAAGAUGACUUGAAAGGGUUGCUCACGGAAGCACGUAAGAACAAUGGUGUAGUAUCAAACCCAUGGUCCGGAGCGGAAACCGACAGCGACGACGAAGGGCCACGAUAUAAGAAGCGGUCAAUUCCUUUGAUGAAAACCUCAUUGAAAUCAAGUUCUCAUCCAAAGCUCUCCAUUAGCAAGACUAGGAAGGAUGAACCGUCGCACACUCCCAUGGACGAGAAGACCACAGCUGAGGAACCACCAUCUCCAGCUCUUUCAUCACGACUCUCGAAUUGGUGGUCGUCCAUCAAUCCGCGACACGGGCCUCGGUCCAAGCCAACGUCUCCAUACACCACAACACCUACUGGAGAAGGCAGACCUCUUUCGAUGUUUGAACUCCGCAGUCCACAAAUGACGAAAUUGUAUCAGCGUGCGGCUGAAGCCCAAGGUGAGAGGCGCGGCAGCUGGGUUAGGGAAAUGGAACGACAGACGCGUGUAUUUGUAGAUGAUUCCGAAAGCGACGCAGAUAAUGGGCCACGACCGAAGUCGAAGAAAGACGAAGCAGAAACGCAGUCUUGCGAAGAUACUGAGGAUAUGGACACAUACGACGAUACUGACUUAACGGAAGGAGAUGAUGAGACAGUACUGGGGGAGUUCGUGGAAACUACCAACUGGGAUGUCGAUGACGCAGAGCGAGAAAGGGCAGAACAAGCAGAAAUGAAGUACAUCAACGACGAGGACGAUGCAUGAACUAGGACAUAUAGAGGUUCGCGAGUGAAGAGACAAGGUUUCUUUCGCACGAAUCUGCAUAGGAUAGAUACAAGCUUUUUGACUAUGCGAUAGAUACCAAUGGGCUUUGCUUGGCCUUGCUCACUUGAGAACACCGCGUGAUUCAUGCGCGUCGAGCACACUGUGGAAGAGUCAUGUUUGAACAGAUAUAUGCAUGUUCAAUGCAUGAAAUGAAGAUCAGGCAAACCAUCAGCUUGACUUAAGCCAAAUUCAGC
Molecule: messenger RNA, 3107 nt
Organism: Pseudovirgaria hyperparasitica
Lineage: Eukaryota; Fungi; Ascomycota; Dothideomycetes; Acrospermales; Acrospermaceae
Product: patatin-domain-containing protein
Exons: 3
Coding region: 160-2853 (897 amino acids)
Biological process (GO): lipid metabolic process
Molecular function (GO): triacylglycerol lipase activity
Source: RefSeq, a predicted model, not a curated record